AUGGAUGAAUGUAAACAACGAAUCCACAGUAGUGUGAAUAUCGAAGAUUCCAAAACAUUCAUCUUCACACAAGAGAUGGCCUAUCAAAAAUGUUUACAGCGAAAAACACACUGCACCGAAAAGAAAGCACGACAGAUCAUCUCUAAGCUGGAAAACAAGGUAUCGAACACUCCAACCUACAACGAAAAUGCAAUCUAUAAUGCCACUAAACAACAGCUACCACCAGAUACAAAAAUCUUGCUAAGCCUGGGUCCAAAAUUCACUCUUCCUCACAUCACCAUAAGCCAACUUCCCAUAUACCACCUAAUAGCGGAUGUGGAAUCAAUAAUACGAUCAAACCCCGAUAAAACAACACAAAAUCAAACCAGAUGCCUAGUAGCAAACACCAUCCAAAAUCAUAUCCACGACAUGAAAUCUAGAAGACAAAACGACCCCCUAACACGAUUCUGCACAACCGCAGUAAAAACCACCCGAAACUUUAUUAAAGAAAAUCCAACUAUACGCGUUAUGCCUGCUGAUAAAGGGAAUCGAACGGUAAUAAUGGACAUCGACGAUUACAAGACUAAAAUGAACGAGCUACUGCUGGAUACCAACACCUACAAGCAAAUCACCAGAGACCCGACAUCUAGAUACCAAACCAUGAACAACAGAAUAGUACAACGCCUAUAUGACUUGAAACUGGUCGAUAAAAACGAAUACUACUCUCUAAAAACAAACACUGCCACCUGCCCCAGAAUAUACGGCCAGCCCAAAGCACACAAACCGAACCUACCACUCCGCCCCGUUAUACCCAACAUGACCGCUCCAUCGUACGCACUCUCGAAAUAUAUAUGCAAAAUACUACAAGCAUCCAUCAAAAGCAACUACAGUGUAACAGAUUCGUUUGCUUUCUGCCGGUUUAUCAACUCAAUUACACUACCACAAAACUACGAGAUGAUCUCUCUGGACGUGAUCUCUCUAUUUACAAACAUCCCACAGGAACUAGUAACGAAAGGGAUUAUAGAUCAUUGGCAACACAUCAGAUCAAAUACCAAUAUCUGCUUAGACAUUUUCCUAGAGAUGGUCAAUUUCUGCAUGGAUUGCAGCUACUUUCAAUUUGACAACAAAUACUACCAUCAAAUAAAAGGAACGGCUAUGGGAAAUCCGCUCUCCCCUAUACUAGCCGAAAUUGUUAUUGACACACUAAUCGAUACAGUAAUGAGCACAAUACACAUAUCGAUACCAGUUGUUAAAAAAUAUGUCGACGAUCUACUUCUUACAGUUCCGCACGGCAAGAUGUCAGAGGUUCUAAACUCAUUUAAUAGUUACCACCCAAUGCUUCAAUUCACAGCCGAAGCAGAGAAAGACUGCCAGUUGCCAUACCUAGACAUGCUACUCAUACGGAAAAACGACCAAACCAUACAGACCCAAUGGUACACCAAAAGCAUAUCCUCCGGAAGACUGAUCAACUACCACUCGUUCCACCCACUCAGUCAAAAAAUGAACACCGCUAUUAAUUUCAUCACCCGUGUCGACAGACUCUCUACAAACUAUACCAACGCUGAAAAAUACUCAAUCAUACAAUCACACCUGAAACGCAAUGACUACCCAAUCAAGCUGAUCAACCGAUGUUGGAACCGCUACGUCAACCAAAGCAACCGGAGCUCCGAGAAACCACCACCACCAAGCCCACCACCAAGCCCACCACCGCCACCACCGCCGCCACCGCCACCACCGCCACCACCACCGAACACACCAUGUAAAUCCAGCAAUACAACGACGUCCAACGAACAGCCAGCCAUCCAUAGACCAUCGCCUACCCAGACAGCAUCAUCACCAGAAGAUCGAGAAAGCCAAAUACCAUCUAACCAGCAACCAUUUCUAGUAAAGCAACCCACACAACUUUACAGAUCAAUCCCACACAUAGCAGACUUAUCACCUCGAAUUGCCAAAAUUCUCAAAAGAGAACUUGGUGAUAUCAAAAUUGCAUACUCAAACACCAAUAAUCUAAGUGCUCUCCUCCCACCAAUUAAAGACACUCUCCCAACACUAAUGCAACACAACGUCAUUUACAGUACCAAAUGUAGAGAAUAUAGCAACGGUGAAAACAGUUAG
Molecule: messenger RNA, 2094 nt
Organism: Sabethes cyaneus
Lineage: Eukaryota; Metazoa; Arthropoda; Insecta; Diptera; Culicidae
Exons: 2
Coding region: 1-2094 (697 amino acids)
Source: RefSeq, a predicted model, not a curated record